This is a messenger RNA of Oryza brachyantha (malo sina), 5159 nucleotides long. Its product is annotated as ABC transporter C family member 14-like. Gene Ontology annotation, cellular component: vacuolar membrane; plant-type vacuole. Bases 199 to 4746 code for a protein of 1515 amino acids. The transcript has 12 exons. Lineage: Eukaryota; Viridiplantae; Streptophyta; Magnoliopsida; Poales; Poaceae. The record is from RefSeq and is a predicted model, not a curated record. Gene Ontology annotation, molecular function: ATP binding; ABC-type transporter activity; ATP hydrolysis activity. Gene Ontology annotation, biological process: transmembrane transport.
CCCCCCUCUGGCAUUCGCAUUUCAAACCCAACCUCUCCUCUUCUUCUUCUUGUCCUCUCUUCCAAGAGGACCAAACUCCCGCACGGAACCCAAACCCAGCCGCACCACACGCGCCCUCCCGCCCGCCGCAUGUGCCGCCUCGGUUGAUCCAUCCAUCGGGCGGGCCGCCGCCGCCAGCGCCAGCCAGCCGCGGGGAGCAUGGAUCUCGGGCCGGGGUGGCCGCCCCUCCCGCCGUGGUGGCUCACGGCGCGGACGUGCGACGUGGUCCCCUCCGCGGGCCUCGCGGAGUGGGCCGCCUUCCUCUUCCUCUCCGGCUGCUCCCAGCGGGUGCUCCUCUCCGCGGUCGCCGCCGUCUUCCUCCCCGCGCUCGCGUGCUUCGCGGUGCACAGGGCCGUCUCGUCGCGGGGCCGGCGACGGGGUGGUGGGGCUGGGAUCGACGACGACGACGGCAAGCGGCCGCUGCUCGGCCGGACGGCGGCGGCGCCCGCGGUGCGGGUCGGGGCGGGGUACCUCGCCGCGCUCGCGGCGUCGGUCGCUCUCGCCGGGUUCUACGCCGUGCUGCUGGUGCUCUCGCUCGUGACGCGUGGCGCGGGGGCAGACGUGGUUGAGCCGGUGUUCCUGGCGCUGCAGUGCGCGGCGCAUCUCGCUGCGGCCGCGGUCGUCGCCCACGAGAAGCGGUUCCGCGCGGCGGCGCACCCGCUCACGCUCCGCCUCUUCUGGCUCGUGGCGUCUGCGCUCACCGUGCUGCUCGCCGGCUCCGCCGUCGCUCGCCUCGCCUUCGGUGCCGCCGCCCUCCCCGAUGACGCGCUCGCGAUCGUCGUGCUCGUCCUCUCCCUGCCCCUCCCCCUCCUCGCGAUCGCCGCCGCCACCGGCAUCACCGUCGUCGCCGCGGCGGAGAGCAGCCACGAGGGCGCCGAGAGGAACGGCGACGUCAAGGAUAACAAGAACGUGACGCUGUACGCGACGUCGUCGUGGCCAUCGCUGCUGACAUGGGCGUGGAUGAACCCGCUGAUCAAGCUCGGGUACCGCGCGGCGCUGGACCUCUCCGACGUGCCACUCCUGGCGCCAGAGCACCGGCCGGAGCGCAUGUACGAGCUGUUCCUGUCCAACUGGCCGGCGGCCUGGGCAACCAAGGACAACAACCCGGUCCGCCACGCGCUGCUCCGGUGCUUCUGGCCGCUCUUCCUCCUCAACGCGUCGCUGGCCAUGCUCCGGCUGACGGUCAUGUACGUGGGGCCGACGCUGAUCCAGAGCUUCGUGGACUUCACGUCGUCCUCGUCGCACCAGCCGCUGUGGGACGGCAUACGGCUGGUGCUGGCGCUGCUGGCGGCGAAGACGGUGGAGGCGUUCUGCAGCCACCAGUACAACUUCCACUGCCAGAAGCUCGGGAUGCAGAUCCGCGGCGCGCUCAUCACGGCGCUCUACCGCAAGGGCCUCCGCCUGUCGUGCUCGGCGCGCCAGAAGCACGGCCUCGGCAUGAUCGUCAACUACAUGGCCGUCGACGCGCAGCAGCUCUCCGACAUGAUGCUCCAGAUUCACUACCUCUGGCUCAUGCCGCUCCAGGUCGGGGUGGCGCUGGGCUUGCUGUACCUGUACCUGGGCCCGCCGGUGACGGCGGCGCUGGCCGGAGUUGUGGCGGUGAUGAUGUUCGUGCUGGCGGGGGCGCGGCGGAACAACCGGUACCAGUUCCGGCUGAUGACGGAGCGGGACAAGAGGAUGAAGGCGACGAACGAGAUGCUCAACUACAUGCGGGUGAUCAAGUUCCAGGCGUGGGAGGAGCACUUCCGGGCGCGGAUCGAGGGGUUCCGGAGCGGCGAGUUCGGGUGGCUCACCCGCUUCAUGUACUCCAUCUCCGGCAACAUCAUCGCGCUCUGGAGCGCCCCCAUCGUCAUCGCUGCCCUCGUCUUCGCCACCGCCGUCCUCUGCGGCGUCCGCCUCGACGCCGGCCUCGUCUUCACCGCCACCUCCUUCUUCAAGAUCCUCCAGGAGCCCAUGAGGAACUUCCCCCAGUCCAUCAUCCAGGUCUCCCAGGCCAUGGUCUCCCUCGGCCGCCUCGACUCGUACAUGACGAGCGGUGAGCUGGACGACGGCGCCGUGGAGCGGGGGCAGGCGGCGACGCCCGGGACGACGGCCGUGCGGGUGAGUGGCGGCGAGUUCGCGUGGGAGGAGGAGGAGGCGGCCGGCCAGCAGGCGGUGCUGCGCGGGAUCGACCUCGACAUCCGGGCUGGCGCGCUGGCGGCCGUCGUCGGCAUGGUCGGCUCCGGGAAGUCGUCGCUGCUGGGCUGCAUCCUCGGCGAGAUGCGCAAGAUCUCCGGCGAGGUGACAGUGCGCGGCAGCAUGGCGUACGUGCCACAGACGGCGUGGAUCCAGAACGGGACGAUCGAGGAGAACAUCCUGUUCGGGCGCGCCAUGCACCGGGCGCGCUACAUGGAGGCGAUCCGGGUGUGCUCCCUGGAGAAGGACCUGGAGAUGAUGGAGUUCGGCGACCAGACGGAGAUCGGCGAGCGCGGCAUCAACCUCAGCGGCGGCCAGAAGCAGCGCAUCCAGCUCGCGCGCGCGGUCUACCAGGACUGCGACGUCUACCUGCUCGACGACGUCUUCAGCGCCGUCGACGCGCACACCGGCUCCGACAUCUUCAGGGAGUGCGUCCGCGGCGCGCUCAAGGACAAGACCAUCGUCCUCGUCACCCACCAAGUCGACUUCCUGCACAACGCCGACACCAUCUACGUGAUGAAGGACGGCAUGAUCGCGCAGUCUGGAAAGUACGACGAGCUGCUCCGGGCGGGCAGGGACUUCGCGGCGCUGGUGGCGGCGCACGAAAGCUCCAUGGAGCUCGUGGAGAGCGCGGCGCCGGGGCCGGGACCGGGGCCUGCGCCCGCGCCCGCGCCGGCCGGCGAGCUGCCCCUCUCCCGGCAGCCGUCCGCGCCCAAGGAGGGGACGUCGAACGGCGACGGCGCCAUCAAGACGACGAAGGCGUCGUCGCGGCUGAUCAAGGAGGAGGAGCGCGCGAGCGGGCACGUCAGCUUCACCGUGUACAAGCAGUACAUGACGGAGGCGUGGGGGUGGUGGGGGUUGAUGCUGGUGCUCUCCAUCUCCGUGUUGUGGCAGGCGUCCACCAUGGCCGGCGACUACUGGCUCGCCUACCAGACCUCCGGCGACGUGUUCGAGCCCCACAUCUUCAUCAACGUGUACUCCAUCAUCGCCGGCGUGUCGGUGGUGAUCGUCACGGCGAGGGCCCUGCUCGUCGCUACCAUCGGCCUCGACACGGCCAACAUGUUCUUCAGGCAGGUCCUCAAAACCAUCCUCCACGCGCCCAUGUCAUUCUUCGACACCACGCCCUCCGGCAGGAUCCUCACCAGGGCGUCAUCGGACCAGACAAACGUUGAUCUGUUGCUGCCUUUCUUCGUCUGGAUGAGCGUGUCCAUGUACAUCACGGUGAUCGGAGUGGUGAUCAUGACGUGCCAGGUUGCCUGGCCGUCGGUCGUCCUCGUCAUCCCUCUGCUCAUGCUCAACCUGUGGUUCCGGUCAUACUACAUCGCGACGUCGAGGGAGCUGACCCGGCUCGAGUCGAUCACAAAGGCUCCGGUGAUCCACCACUUCUCAGAGACGGUGCAGGGUGUCAUGGUCAUCCGAUGCUUCGGGAAGCAGGAGAGUUUCUAUCACGAGAACCUCAGCCGGCUGAACGCCAGCUUGAAGAUGGACUUCCACAACAAUGGCGCCAAUGAGUGGCUCGGCCUACGGCUGGAGCUGAUCGGAAGCCUUGUCCUCUGCGUCACUUCAUUGCUCAUGGUCACGUUGCCGUCCAACAUCGUCCUGCCAGAGUAUGUUGGUCUAUCGCUCUCGUAUGGUCUGUCACUCAACUCGGUGCUGUUCUGGGCCAUUUGGUUGAGUUGCAAUAUUGAAAACAAAAUGGUUUCAGUUGAGAGGAUAAAGCAGUUCACAACCAUUCCAUCUGAGGCAGAAUGGAGGAUAAAGGACACCGCUCCAUCUGCAAACUGGCCGCACAAAGGCGACAUCGAUAUCAUUGAUCUCAAGUUUAGGUACCGGCACAACACUCCCCUAGUGCUGAAGGGCAUCACGCUAAGCAUACACGGAGGGGAGAAGAUUGGGGUGGUUGGCAGAACUGGUAGUGGGAAAUCAACGCUGAUCCAGGCAUUGUUCAGAAUUGUGGAGCCUUCUGAGGGGAAGAUAAUCAUCGACGGCAUUGACAUCUGCACAUUGGGUCUCCAUGAUCUGAGGUCUCGGUUCGGUAUCAUCCCCCAGGAGCCGGUCCUUUUUGAAGGGACGAUUCGGAGCAACAUCGACCCACUUCAGCUGUACUCUGACGACGAAAUUUGGCAGGCCUUGGAACGUUGUCAGCUGAAAGAUGCAGUGGCUUCAAAACCUGAAAAGCUUGACGCGUCAGUUGUCGACAAUGGUGAGAAUUGGAGUGUUGGGCAGAGGCAGUUGCUGUGCCUUGGCCGCGUGAUGCUGAAGCACAGCAGGAUAUUGUUCAUGGACGAGGCCACUGCUUCAGUGGACUCCCAAACUGACGCCGUUAUUCAGAGGAUUAUCCGGGAGGAGUUCUCAGCCUGCACCAUCAUCAGCAUUGCACACAGAAUACCGACAGUCAUGGACUGCGACAGAGUCCUGGUCAUCGAUGCUGGUCUAGCAAAGGAAUUCGACAGUCCUGCAAACCUGAUCGAAAGGCCAUCACUGUUUGGAGCAUUGGUUCAAGAGUACGCAAACCGGUCAUCCGACAUCUAGCCAGUGAUGAGAUGGACUGAUUUUUGACUAAGAAUUUGGGAGGGAAUAAGGGCUACGGAUGGCCACCAAGCUGAGCUAGUGCUCUCCACACUCUGAUUCUUUUCAAAUUUUGUGAGCAGUGAUAGCCAGUGAGUAGCAAGCAACGUGAAGGCACCGGGAAAAGGGAUACGAAGAACUCAGGUCUCGGUGUACUUUCCAGCACGUGCAUUGUGUACACUGAUAUGUUGUGUAAUAUGUAACAUUGUAACAAUGAUGAGAUGAAGCUGAAAAUUCAACUAAAGUAGUGUUACCAUGGAAAAUUUUCAAUCAGGAGAAGACGCUGGUAUCGUCACGUCAUGUACCCCUAGAUCGCUAAAUAAACUGAGUUUAUGGCCAUUAUUGAGGCCACAAAUAAAUGAAUCAAAUAUUAGAAA